Molecule: messenger RNA, 1218 nt
Organism: Orbicella faveolata
Lineage: Eukaryota; Metazoa; Cnidaria; Anthozoa; Scleractinia; Merulinidae
Product: inosine-uridine preferring nucleoside hydrolase-like
Molecular function (GO): hydrolase activity, hydrolyzing N-glycosyl compounds
Source: RefSeq, a predicted model, not a curated record
UGAGCAGUUGGUUUGAACACGCACUUCGCAUCGAUCGUUCGCAUUAGGAAGGAUGAGGAAGCGUGUUGAAUAGGUCAAAUUAUGGCAAAGAGAAAGAUAAUUAUUGAUUGCGAUGCUGGCAUCGAUGAUGCACAAGCUAUACUGCUGGCCUUAUCUGCCCAAGACGUUGAGGUUAUUGCGAUCACAUGCGUUGCUGGCAAUACGCCUAUAGACAAAGUUUGUGUCAAUGUCCUAAAAGUGCUGGAGUUGUGCAAUAGCACAGACAUUCCUGUCUUCAAAGGAGCAUCUGGCCCGUUGCUUGGUGAUUUCAAGGGUUCUGCCUCCCAUUUUCAUGGUGUGGAUGGUAUGGGUGAUGUGGAAGACAUUCCUUACCCAGAUAUGUCAUUACUGAAAACAGAACAUGCUGUAAAUGCCCUAAUCAGGCUUGUUGGGCAACACCUUGGUGAAAUCACGUUGGUUCCCAUUGGUCCAUUAACCAAUAUUGCUUUGGCGUGCCGACUGGAUCCAAACAUUUCUUCCAAAUUGAAAGAUGUCUUUAUCAUGGGAGGAAAUAUUGAAGCCAAAGGCAACGAAUCUGUGAGUGCUGAAUUUAAUUUCCAUUUUGAUGUGGAAGCUGCUCAUGUCGUGUUAAAUCAGCUAACCUGUCCAGUUUCUCUCAUAACAUGGGAGGUUUGCCUCUACCAUGCAUUUCCUUGGGAAUUUUAUGAUGAGUACUCUGGACAAGGUACUAAGAAAUCAGAUUUUGUGAAGAAGAUUUCGAACAUGAGUGCUAUGUUUUACCAGAAAAAACAAACUGGUUUUGGAGAAGGGUACACUUCCUGUGAUCCUCUUGCCGUGGCAGUAGCUAUCCAACCGGAAAUGGUAACAAAGGAAACAAGUGUGUAUGCUACGGUAGAGCUUCAUGGGCAUUUAACCCGAGGUCAAAUGGUUGUAGAUUGGAGAGGACAUCUUGGACAGAAACCUAACAUCAAGAUCGUACAAGAGGUCAAUAUGGAAGUACAUAGGUCAUUGAUGAUGAAGUCUGUUCAAUAAAAAAACUGAUACACCUAGGCUAAAGUUAGAUGGCUUUCAGUUUCUUUAAGGUUGUUAACCAAUUUAAAAGACUGUUCACAUGGACAAGAAUUCAUCAAGAUCAUUGGAUGACACUCUUAAUUAAAUUAGUUAGUUUUAUUAAAAUAUACUGAUCUUGUUAAAGGAGCUCAGACACAUUAUUUUGAG